Molecule: messenger RNA, 1468 nt
Organism: Gymnodraco acuticeps
Lineage: Eukaryota; Metazoa; Chordata; Actinopteri; Perciformes; Bathydraconidae
Product: SLAM family member 7-like
Exons: 8
Coding region: 280-1257 (325 amino acids)
Source: RefSeq, a predicted model, not a curated record
CUCAGUGGCAGUUUCACAUACAUGAUGUUGACAGGUUAUUGUAGAUUGCAAAUGUGACUGUUAGCAUCGAGGAAGCUUGCCUUUCCGUGGGAUUUAUGAUUUAAUAACUUUAUCAAACUAAUAGGGAAACAUGUUUCGUAGCCCUUUUUAAUUUUUCAGAGGCUAAGUCGAAUCAUUUCAUGGAAAGACAGGCUGGUGUCAAAGACAUCAGCAAUGAAGCUUUGCUGAUCGGAAACUGACAAAACGCUGUGGCACUUCCUCAUCCCACACAUUUGCAAAAUGAAGUUGUUUGUUUUUGUCUUUGUCGUUUAUGAGCUCUAUUUAUGUGAAUCAAAAGGGAUCAGUGCUGGGACUCCUGUGUUUGUGCUGAAGGGAGAGGAUUUGCUUCUGAAUGUCACGGCAGCUGAUGCUCUUCAGGAUGUUUAUAGUUUUUCAUGGACAUUCAAUGAGAAAAAAAAAGUAUUAACAGUUGAACCUGGCAAAAAACCACAUGUAUUUCCUAAUUACACUAGAAGGGUUGAGUUUCCUGUGAACAAUUUCUCUGUGGAAUUGAAGAAUCUCCAAGAGGCAGACAGUGGAGUUUAUACUGCUGUAGUGACAACGAGUUCAGGAGGCGACACAGAAGCAGCUAAAUACAAGAUUAAGGUUCAAGAUCGAGCGUCUCUCCCUCUCCUCACAGUGAGCUCUGUCUCCAGAAACUCUUCCUCCUGUAGCUUCACUGUGACCUGCAGCUCACAGGACUCUCACAUCAACAGCACUUUCAGGUGUGACAACCAAACCUACAGUCAGGAGGGAGGAGAGCGGUCAGAGGGGAUCCCUGAUACUUUUCUCCAGGUCCACCAAUCAAGUGGAUCGAUCAUCUGUAACCAUAGCAACCAUGUCAGCUGGACCAACACUACCAGAACAAUCAAAGAUGUCUGCGCCAAACCUUAUGAUCCUGACCCACCAAACCCUGUUCCCAUCAUUUUGGGAGUAUUGUUCACAAUUCUCAUUCUCGCCAUCAUUGGUGUACUUUGGUGUCUUCGAAAGAGAAGAACAAGUAAAAGAGUGAUUAUCGAGAAUACAGUUUAUGAUACUGCUCAGGUAAGAGACAAGUUCGGACCUCCAGCCCGGACUCAGGAUCCAACAGAUGAUGAAGAUUCAGCUCCACCUCUGUCCUCCACCUACGCUUGUGUUGGUCCUCACACUGGACCCGCAGCACCCACUGAGACUAGAAACACAGCUCAGCUAGAGAGUGUGUACGCUCAGGUCCUUUGAUUGGGGUGGAGCUGAGGAGACAAUCAGCAUAACUGGGGACACCUGGCCGGAGCCCAGGUUCUACUUAAGCCCAGCUACCCGGAGUCACGGGGCCUUCGCCACUCCUGUGGGGAGACUCUCGCCGGGAUCCUUUCCCCUCGCCCAGCCUCUCAACAUUUGUGUUGUUUUUGGUGUUGCCACAAUAAAUGUGCCGUGGUUUUUGGAAAUCCUU